Bursaphelenchus okinawaensis is the source of this 988-nucleotide messenger RNA. Lineage: Eukaryota; Metazoa; Nematoda; Chromadorea; Rhabditida; Aphelenchoididae. The record is from the annotation of a GenBank genome assembly.
AUGGCAGACAGUGAUCAUUACUUCAGUCAAGGUUUCGAAGAGAGAAUGUUAUCAUUGGCUACAAGAACGUUGGAUAAGGACCCAUAUACUGUACUAGUCUAUCGUAUAUUUGAGGUUGACAAAAAGGUAAAACCGUAAGUUUUUUUGCUUUGAAAUAUCUUACUAUUAAGUUGUCCAAAUAAUAGGCACAGAAUUAUUUUAACAACCUGGUAAUUAUUAUUUUAUUGAAGGCCAAAAACCAAGUCGGAGUUACUGAAGCUGUAUAACAAUGAAACGGCCAGAGAAUUUCACAAAAUUUUUUUCAAUCACCAUAAAAUGGCAGGACAGGAAGAGUGGUUUACAGAACCGGAAAAUAGCACACCUUCUGUCCAACUGGUGUUACCGUAAGCCUUGUUUACACAAAUUUUACACUUUGUCAAGAUUUGAUGAUAUAUCAAGAAAGUUUAUUUUGAAGGUUGUUUUUUUACUGCAGUAAUGAUUGUUACAGUUAUAACGACUCAAGAUGGGAACCACAAUUCGUAUCUACCAAACUGGUACCGUUACAUGACGAAUCUUUUGUGUAUCCGAUCAAAGAUAACACUGUUUUAGUAAGUUUUGUCUUUUUUAAAAAAUUCGUAUAGGAGCAAUUUAUGUUUAACAAUUUUUUUAUCACAUGUACAACAACAAUGACCGCCAAUAUAGCGAUUGAACCUUUUUUAAACCCAAUCUUGACUAAUCAUGUCAAUUUAUAUACCCCCUCCCCAUAUGUUAUGUCAAUGUGUUUUAGCGCUGGGAAAUGUGCAGAGCCGGCUUUAAGUUCGCAGUCGUCCAUAAUGUGUUUAUGUAUCAUUUGGGCUUCAAAUCAUCUGAAGCUGAACGAAAGGUCCAUCGCCUUCGAAAGAAGAUGGUCAGAAGGGCCAAGAAUGCCGUGGCCAUGUUCAACCAGAGAAUGGAUCAGCUGUUCCCGACCACCCAAAAAGUAUGUCCAGUGUUCCAGAUCCGUUUGUAA